Messenger RNA from Rana temporaria (common frog), 1386 nucleotides. Its product is annotated as lysophosphatidic acid receptor 6-like. The transcript has a single exon. Gene Ontology annotation, cellular component: membrane. The record is from RefSeq and is a predicted model, not a curated record. Gene Ontology annotation, molecular function: oxysterol binding; G protein-coupled receptor activity. The coding region runs from base 185 to 1258 and encodes 357 amino acids. NCBI's taxonomy places the organism in Eukaryota, Metazoa, Chordata, Amphibia, Anura, Ranidae. Gene Ontology annotation, biological process: G protein-coupled receptor signaling pathway.
CUGUGGUUACUUGUUCCACACACUGCUUUAAUAGAGGUGGUUAGUCUUGAACUGACACAGAGGAGCGUGCACGGCUGCUUUAGGCUGAGAUGUGCUGUUUGCUGCAACCGCAUCUUUAGCAGAUUUCAUCAACUUUGCAGCACCAGGCACCACUUGAGGUUCUCCUGACUUGUCCUAUGUUGGGAUGGAUGAGAAUCUAUUUGUGCAAGGAGCCAGCCACAAUGUUUGCAGCCUUCAGGCUGAUUUUCAGUAUGGGUUUUUCACAGUUACAUACAGCCUGGUGUUUAUAUUGGGCUUCCCAGGCAAUAUCUUUGCCUUGUACUUCCUGACUCGAAGUCAUCAGAGGGCACGAAGCUCCAAUAUCUAUUUUGUUAACCUGUCUGCAGUGGACUUUGUUUUUAUAUGCCUACUGCCUUUUCGGAUUUAUUACCACAAUGCUGGAAACAACUGGGUUUUGGGUGACAUAGCUUGCCGAAUUAUGGGCACUCUUUUCUACGCCAACAUCUACUUGAGCAUUGGCUUCUUUACUUGUAUAUGCCUGGACAGGUAUCUUGCGGUUGUUCACCCAGUGAUAUUCCUAAGACUCAAAUCUCGUUGCUAUCCGCUAGUACUGACCAUUAUCAUUUGGAUGGUCUGCAGUGCCAUUGUACUGCCAUUAAUCUUGGAAGGUCCGCUGGACAAUGUGCCAGAAAACAGCACACGGACUUCUUGUUUUGAAGGCUUCUCCCUAACAUUUUGGCAGUAUCGGCUUGUUUCCUACAAUGUCUGUGCCUUAAUCUUUGGAUUUCUGGUACCGUUUACAGUUAUCGGAGUGGUCUUCCCAGCGAUGGCACGAAAAGUGUGCCAAAUCAAAUCAAGCAUUCAUCGAAAAGUGGCAAUGAGGAUCAUAGGAUUUGUUUUUUUCAUCUCUCUACUUUGCUUCCUGCCCUACCAUGUCACCCACCUCUUGCAUUUCCUCAUGAGAAUGGACAUCAUUAAGACUUGCGCUUCCAGCCAAUAUAUCUAUAAGGUACGAAGAAUCACUUUGGCCUUAGUAAGCCUCAACAGCUGCUUGAACCCUAUUCUCUACUUAAUUCCAUACUUAAGUCGUAGAGUUAAUUUGCCAACCUUACCUGUUGCUAGAAAGGUAUACGUCCACAAUGAUGUGACAGCCAAGCACAAAACUCUCCCUGUGGUCUCUUCACCCACUAGUUUUCCAAACCACAAGCAGUCUAGUGUCACUAUCUUGGAUGCAAAGGUCGAGUGGUCAGUACUGUAAACUUGCAAUUCAUUUCUAAAAUGAUGCCUUUAAGACUGGACUCACUGGGACUAAGAGCAUGUGUGCCGAUAUGUUUGCCUAUAUGUUUUUGUUUAAACCCAUCUAUAAUCAAGAAACAAUAUAUUGUU